Molecule: messenger RNA, 3770 nt
Organism: Clunio marinus
Lineage: Eukaryota; Metazoa; Arthropoda; Insecta; Diptera; Chironomidae
Source: the annotation of a GenBank genome assembly
CAGUAUGAAGUGAGUUCUCAAGAAGGCAAGACCGAUUUUUCUGUUCAAGUAUCACGUGCAUUAAAAAGUCAUAAACUAUCAAAUUGGAGAAAUUAACAAUUCAAAAUAACAUCAAAUUAAUUUGUGAGGAUAAAUCUAAUCCCUAAAGAGAAAUUUUUCAAACAAGAAUGAAUGAAUUUAUUUCUGUUGUCAAUAAAUUGCAAGACGCUUUAAGCAACGUCUAUACCGAUACAUCUAAUGAAAUUCAUUUGCCACAAAUCGUGGUUAUUGGAUCACAGAGUGCUGGCAAAUCAUCUGUGAUUGAAUCUAUUGUUGGACGAUCUUUUUUGCCUCGUGGAACAGGAAUUGUAACACGUCGACCUUUAAUUUUGCAACUUAUCAAACAAGAAGAAAUUAAAAAUGUGAAAUGCGAGUCAAGCGAAGAGAUCUUCCGUAUGUUUUCGAAAAAAUUGAGACAAUUCAGUAAAAACAUGGAUAAUUCUAAUAAUAAAUUUUCAUUUCAUGAAGGCAUUGCACCAACUGAUGACAAUGACGUAGGUAAUUGGUUAGAAGAGGAAUUUUCAGAUCAAGAAGAUGAAGUAGAUGAAGACGAGGAUGAGUUAUCUGACGAAUGGAUAGAAUUUCUUCAUAAUCCUGAAAAGAAAUUCACAAAUUAUUCUGACGUCUGCAAAGAAAUUGAACGUCAAACUGAUAUUGUUGCUGGUAAAGAUAAAGGAAUUUCCGACGAGCCUAUCAGUUUAAAAGUUUAUUCGCCACGUGUGGUUAACUUAACAUUAGUCGAUUUGCCUGGUUUCACAAAAGUUGCAGUUGGUGAUCAGCCGGAAGACAUCGAAGAUCAAAUUAAAAACAUGGUGAUGAAUUACAUCGACAAUCCUAAUUCAAUAGUUCUAGCUGUGACUGCAGCAAACACUGACAUUGCCACAAGCGAAGCUUUAAAGUUUGCUAAGCAAGUCGACAAAAAUGGUGAACGAACCGUGGCAGUCUUAACAAAGUUGGACUUAAUGGAUAAAGGCACGGAUGCCUAUGAUAUUUUAAGCGGCAAUGUCUACGAAGUCAAAUUGGGAAUAAUUGGAGUUGUCAAUCGCUCACAGCAAGACAUCAUCGAUAAGAAAGGAAUUGAUGAUCAACUUAAGAGUGAAAGUGAAUUCUUUGAAGAGAAUUAUCCGAAAUUGGCUAAAAAAAGUGGAACGACAUAUCUUGCUAGUAAACUCAGUCGAAUCUUAAUCAGUCAUAUUAAGAAAACUUUGCCAGAUUUGCGUAAACGCAUAAAACAGGGGAAAUUGACACAAAAGAAGGAACUCGAAUUAUAUGGAGCUGAAAUCAUUGAUAAGACAGCAACUUUCUACGACAUCGUCAAUGAAUUUGUAAACUAUUAUCGGAAAGUUAUAGAAGGCAGUUCUAACUCAAACAUUAAAAUUUAUAGAAUUAUUCAUGAAGAUUUUAGCGAAAACUUACUCGAAAUAAUUCCCAACAUAGAUGAAAUAUCUAAAUCAUCAGACAUCAAAAGUAUUCUUGAAAAAAGCAUAAGACCAAAGCUUUUCAAGUUGCCAUAUUUUGAUAAAUAUUUUGAGGAAUACGUCAGUCACUUUAUAGAAGAACUUCGUGGGCCUUCGUUAGAUUGCGCAGAAAAAGUUUCUGAUGAAAUGAAAUCAAAUGUCAAUAAAUUGGGAACAGAAUCACAAAUUUAUCUUGAUCGAUUUCCCAUAUUAUAUGAAAAACUGUUUGCCGCAACUCAUAAGCUCAUUGAAAAAUGCUUGUGUGAAGUCAGAAAUUGGAUUGAGUUUGAAAUUAACCGGCAAUUAGCUUACAUCAAUUUUGAACAUCCUGACUUUGAUAAAAUUUCAUUCAUGAAAACUGAAAACGAGGAAAAUUUACGCCCAGACGAAAUGGGACAGAAACUUUUGGUCAUUUACAAUGUACUUAUAAAAGGUGAAAACAAAAAUGACAAAUUAACCGAAUCUGAAAAAAAAAAUUACAUGAUCCUCAAAGAACUCGUUACGAAUUACUUUUCCAUCGUUCGAAAGCAAAUUCAAGACUUAGUUCCAAAAAAUAUCAUUUUUGGCCUCGUUAACACAGUCCAUAAAGAAUUGAAGAAUAUUCCAACAGAAAUUCUUGCAUCAACGAAUGGCUCGUACGAUUUUAUGGAAGAACCAGAAGACAUAAAAUCAAAACGUAAAAACAUUGAAAAGAAAUUGGAGUGCGAAAUGUUGAAGAUUAUUGCAAACAAUUUAUUACUGUUUGGACGAGGUUCAAUUGACCAAGUUCGAAUGGUUGCAACAAAGGCACAACAUGCAGUUGAUUAUAAGAUUCAAAACGAAUGGAAAGAUGCAAAGCCUUAUGAAGAUAUUCCUGCAUUAUCAAAGUUUCAAUUGACGAGAAGAUUUUUACCCGGUGGAAAAUAUUACAAAAAAUCUUUCACUGAAAUGCACCGCUUGAUGAGAAUUGAAUAUGGAGACAUUGUAAAGUUUCCCAGUGUCUUGGGCCGACCAGAAAUGUUAAUGAUUUUUAACGUGGAAGAUUCGGAGAUGUUGUUUAGGUUUGAGGGGCAAUAUCCAUUCCGUCGUAUUCUAGAGACACUUGAACAUUAUCGGAAAACGAUUCGACCUGAAAUUUACAGCGAGUAUGCAAGUUUAUUUCAAGGGCAGCAUGAAAAAUGGCAUAGAACAAGAACGUUAGUGAAUCCAGUUUUGUUAAAACCAGCUACCGUCAAACAAUACAUCCCACAGGUUGAAGAAAUUGCCAAGGAAUUUGUUGAAAUGAUUGUUAAAAAACGAGAUGAAAACAAUGAAGUUCCAGCACAAUUCAGCGACUAUGCUAACAUGUGGAGUAUGGAAUCGAUUACAUGUAUCACAUUAAAUCGACGACUAGGAAUUUUAAAUCAAAAUUAUCAUGACGAGAAUGCUGAAAAACUGAUAAAGCUGAUAAGGCAAUUUUUUGUAUUGACCAUUGACUUUGAAGUUAGUGCAUCAAUAUGGAAAUAUUACGAGACGAAAGGUUUCAAAAAACUGAUGGAUGUUUAUGAUGGCAUGACAGACAUCAUACUGUAUUAUGUAGAGAAAUCGAUUGAAGACAUUAAAACAAAACCACCAGGAGGGGGUCAUGAAGAAAGUAUUCUCGAAAAACUUGUUAAAAUAAACAAGAAAGUUGCUGUUGUUAUGUGUGCUGACUCCAUGCUUGCUGGGGUUGAUACAACAUCUUCAGCUUUCAUCGGCAUUCUGUAUUGUUUGGCAAAGAAUCAAGACAAGCAGGAAAAGCUCAGAGAAGAAUUAAGAAACAUAUUGCCGGAAAAAAAUUAUAAAUUAACGCCUGAAAAUAUGCAAAGUAUGCCUUACCUUCGAGGAGUAAUUAAGGAAGGUCUUCGUCUUUAUCCUCCAACUGCAGGAAACAUGCGUGCUGCUGGAAGUGACAUUGUAUUAAGUGGAUAUCGUGUACCUAAAGAAACACAAGUGGUUAUGGGAACAACUCUUGCGCAUUAUGAUGAGAAACUCUUUCCUCGACCAAAAGAAUUUAUACCGGAACGUUGGCUUAAAGACAAUACUGAUCCACAAUGUCCACAUUCUCGGAAUUCUCAUCCAUUUAGUUUUCUUCCUUUUGGAUUUGGCCCAAGAAAAUGUGUUGGACACAGAAUUGCUGAAUUAGAAAUUGAAGUGCUUUUGACAAGAAUCAUCCGUGACUAUAAAGUUGAGUGGCAUUAUCCAGAUAUGAAAAUCAGAAGUGUUAUGGUUAACAUUCCUGAUGGUGAUUUGAAGUUUAAAUUCACAGAAGUUUAA